Molecule: messenger RNA, 1782 nt
Organism: Scedosporium apiospermum
Lineage: Eukaryota; Fungi; Ascomycota; Sordariomycetes; Microascales; Microascaceae
Exons: 7
Coding region: 1-1782 (593 amino acids)
Cellular component (GO): membrane
Molecular function (GO): heme binding; monooxygenase activity; ATP binding
Source: RefSeq, a predicted model, not a curated record
AUGGGGGGUUUCUCAUAUUGUUGCUGCCAGAGGGUCUUCAAGUAUGGCCAACAUGCCGACUAUGUUCUUGAGGCAGUCGGAGUCUCAGCCGCCAUUGCCUCUGGUGUCGCCCUGGCCUUGGUUAACCUAGUCAUGGGCCAGUUCAUGAAUGUGCUCUCCGGCGCAAGCCUAAGCGAGGGGGUACCACCGAAUUUCAUGUCCGAGGUCACAAAGUAUUCUUGGGUUUCCUACAACAUCACGUAUGCCGGAACGUUCUUUAUCGCCGUUGGUGUUUUCCAGGCUUCUCCGAUUAUCAUGCCCUGCCCGCCUCACUCCCUACUAUGGGGCCACCUUCGGCUCAUGGGCGAGACGUUAGCAAAGUUCCCGCCGAAUAUGUAUCUCCAAGCCGUUCUCACGCAGCUUAAGGAAGAGCACAACCUCCCCGACAUCUGGUACCUAGAUCUCUGGCCCAUGGGUCCGGAAUUUAUCAUCGUUACUUCACCAGACGCUGCCGCGAUCCCAACUACAGUCACCGCCUUCCCGCAAUGCCGCCUGGUCAAGAAUCAUUUCUCCACCAGUCUCGGCGAAUCUUUUAUCGAGGUCACGAACGGGAAGGAAUGGAAGGAUCUCCACCACAUGCUCGCCCCAGGGCUCACGCCUGCCGCUGUUCGGUCCUAUCACGAUAUCAUUAUCGAAGAGGCCGUGGCACUCCGCAACCGAUUUCGAAGACUCGCAACAUCAGAAAAGGUAAUCGACUUCGGUCUUGAAUUCGGUAAAUUCCCGUUCGAAGUCGUCGCCCGAGUCUUUUUCGGCGAGAGAAUCGGCACCCAACAUGACAACCCGGGGCUGUACGCCCGCGUGAGAUCUCUCGCCGACAUCCUUGGCCGGAAGAGUGGCCCUAAGGACCCUUUCACGGCCCUCCGAAUUCGAUUUCAAGAAUGGAAGGUUAUCCGACACCUGUGGAGGGAUAUCUUGCCUUAUAUCGAGCGCCGCUUCGAGGCGCUCCACCAAGAAAAAGUCAUUCCUAAUCGCACCACCGCAACGAACCUCGUGGAUCGAAUGCUCGCUCCCCACGCACAAAAUAGCCAGCCACUUAGCAAUUCCGCCAUAACCCCAAUAGUUCACAAUGCUCUCGGAUUCAUGGCAGCGGGAUUCGGAACUACCUCAGACACGAUAAGCUACGCCUACAUGUUGCUUGGCGCAUUUCCCGAGACCCUUGCGAAACUCCGGGAGGAACACGAUCGCGUCUUCGACAGGUCUUUCGACAAAACACUCGAACUUGUCCGGGAGAACCCGGCUCUGCUAAAAGAUAUGAAGUAUACCGCUGCCGUCAUUCACGAGACUUUGAGGCUCUUCCCAAUCGGCUUCGUCGUCCGGGAUCCACCUCCCGAUAUGAAAUAUUUUGAGCACAAUAAUAAGAAAUAUCCCAUAAAGGGCCAGGCGAUUGGAAUCUGCGCCCACACCAUGCACUUCAAUCCCGAAAUCUUCCCCGAGCCGACAAGGUUCAACCCCGACCGUUUCACGGACUCCAACCCUUCCUACUCUCGCCAUGCCUACAGGCCAUUCGAGAGAGGUCUACGGUCGUGCUUGGGCCAGAAUCUCGCCAUGGAGGAGAUGAAGAUUGCCUUGUUGAUGACGGCGCGCUGGUUCGAUUUCGAACUGACCGACCAUCAGGUGGCUGAGGGAUCCAAGUUUCUGCAGUCUGACCUGGAGGCAAUACUGGGGAUCCAUGCUUACCAGACGAUGAGCGUCACUGCAAGCCCCCGUGGGCCUGUCCGAAUGAAAAUCCGUGCCUUGUUUUAG